CAACGUUCUCUUAAUCAGAGAGAGAGAGAGACUAGAUACAGAGAGAAAAAACUGAGAACGGCCAGGGUCAUAUAAAAAUCCGUAAUAGCAAGUACUAUCAUAGCAGAAGACAGAAUCGAUAAAGGAAGUGAAGCCAACAGAUGUAACAAGUCUGAAAAACUCCCUACUCGAUGUUACUAGAAUAUUUGUCGAAACGAGAGGGCGUUUUUAGACAUACGUACACAUGUUUAUACAUACGUUUACAAGCGCGCAACACGUGCUCUUCUCUUGAUCGCGUUACGUGUGAUUGCAGGUGGUAUUUUGCGUAGACACGUGUUUCCGUAGUGUUCGUACACUCGUUGACAAGUUAUUUACGAGAUGAAGGUCCACGACGACGUGGAUUCCAAGUAUAACGUAAUGGGGAAGUCCAAAUUGAACCUAAAGCGGCCUAACACCGUACUGUUCAACAAUCAUUCUAAUAAAAUGCAAAAAAAUGAAAACACUUCGUCCGUAAACGCAAUGAAGAAUGGGGACAAAGCAAGCAGCAAAUUGCAGCAGCAGAGAAAAUCUCUACCUGUCUACAUGCAUCGUAAAAGAUUGCUAAAGGAAAUAUACAAAAAUGGAAAUACUCUGAUUAUAAUAGGCGAAACUGGUAGUGGCAAGUCAACACAAAUUCCACAACUGUUGCACGACCACAAGGUAACUAAUGGCUGCAUCGGCAUCACGCAACCUCGCAGAAUAGCAGCUGUCAGUAUAGCACGUAGAGUCGCACAAGAACGAGGAAUAUGUGUGGGAACAUUGGUUGGAUACUGCGUUCGUUUUGAGGAUUGCACUUCGGCGCAGACAAAAAUUAAAUAUAUGACGGACGGCAUGAUGGUGCGAGAGGCAAUGAAAGACGAGAUCUUAUCAGAUUAUUCGGUGGUGAUACUUGACGAAGCUCACGAGCGGUCCAUACACACUGACAUUCUUUUUGGAGUGGCAAAACGAGCGCAAACUUUGCGUAAGUUGAAAAAUUUGCCGCCUUUAAGACUUCUAAUUAUGUCGGCCACAAUGGAUCCCGUUAAAUUCAAAGAGUAUUUCCAAGCGCCCGCACUAUACUUAGAAGGCCGUCAACAUCCUGUACGAAUUUUUCAUGCAGUUUCUCCGCAACUAGAAUAUGCAUUUAAUGCGCUAGUUACAGCAAUUCAAAUUCAUCGCGACGCACCCGCAAACGAAGACAUUCUGAUUUUCUUAACUGGUCAAGACGAAAUAGAAGCAGCUGUGAUAGCCGCGCGACAAAUGGCUAAAGAUCUAGAUCGAGAUGGAUAUCCACCUUUAAAAGUUUUUUCUCUAUAUGCAGCAUUGCCCACUCAUCAACAAUUAGAAGCCUUCAAACCUUCGGCGCCAGGAAUGCGCAAAUUAGUAAUAUCAACAAAUAUCGCCGAAACGUCCGUCACUAUUGGUGGAAUUCGCUACGUGAUUGAUAGCGGCGUAGUUAAAGUGAGAACUCAUCACCCGACGACGGGAUUAGACAUGUUAAGAGUCGAGAAGGUAUCGAAGGCUCAAGCUUGGCAAAGAACGGGAAGAGCCGGUCGCGAAGCUCCAGGUAAAUGUUACAGAGUUUUCACGUUGCAAGAGUUCGAAAAGAUGAAGGAGAUGCCGGUACCAGAGAUUCAAAGGUGUUCACUGGCGGGAGUCGCUCUCCAACUACUCGCUAUUAGCAUCGACAUUACUAAUUUCGAUUUUAUGGACAAACCUCCCAAAGAAGGCAUUGACGUAGCUCUCAACUGUUUAGAGAAGUUGGGUGCUAUUAGAGGAUCACCACCUCAGCUGACCACACUUGGCCGUACGAUGUCAUUGUUUCCGCUGGAGCCUCGAUUUACUAAAGUGAUCCUCGCGUCGGUAGAGCACAGGUGUCUUGAGGAAGCAUUGACGGUUAUUGCUUUACUGUCAAGCGAAUCGAUUUUCAUGGAUCCGCCGAUGAAAAGGGAAGAAGCUUACAAAACACACUCGCGAUUUUCUUCACCUGAGGGAGAUCACGUAACGUUGUUGAAUGUGUUCCGUGCAUACCAAAACUCCACAUCGAAGAAAGCAUGGUGCCACGAGAACUUCUUGCACCAUCGAAAUCUCGUGUACGCGUCGGAAGUAAGGCAACAGCUCGCGGCGAUAGCGGAACGUGCGAAUUUGGAGAAGGCGAGUUGCGAAACGAAUACAAAGCAACUUAGGAAAGCUUUACUCGAGGGACUCUACGAGAAUCUCGCGGAGCUGCAGAGAGAUAAGACGUACGUCACGGUAUAUUCGAAACAACCAGUAGCCAUACAUCCUUAUUCGAUGUUGCACGAUACGAAACACCCGUUGUUGCUGUUCACGGAGAUCAUAGCCACUGGGAGAUGUUACAUUCGCGGCUUGUCUGUCAUCGAUCCGGCCUGGCUGACGCAAAAGAACACAUGCUCUGGGAAACACGACUGACGCAAUUUUUUAUGUGACGAUAGAAUAUUUAUAGAAAAGAUGUAGAGUUUGUUGACAUUAUAGUGAAGUAAUUGAGAGAGAGAGAGAAAUCGCGCGAUAACUGAGGGAAGCGACACAGUGAUGUGUCCGGAUAGAAUUACGAAGUACGUUGAUAUCAUUGACAAUAUAAGUAGACAUCUACUUAGUGCGUGUUCUCUUUUAUCGAUCAUAUUGAUAAAUGAUUGUGAUCGAGCGCGAGAAAAAAAAAAUUCUUUUUCUACCACUUGUACACACUACACACUUAAAAUGUACAGCGCUACAACUAUGUAAAUUUAUUUAAUAAAGGUUUUAACUAAAAAAUAA
This is a messenger RNA of Pseudomyrmex gracilis, 2769 nucleotides long. RefSeq names its product putative ATP-dependent RNA helicase DHX33 (gene ath). The transcript has 9 exons. The record is from RefSeq and is a predicted model, not a curated record. Bases 358 to 2427 code for a protein of 689 amino acids. Gene Ontology annotation, molecular function: ATP binding; RNA binding. NCBI's taxonomy places the organism in Eukaryota, Metazoa, Arthropoda, Insecta, Hymenoptera, Formicidae. Gene Ontology annotation, cellular component: intracellular anatomical structure; nucleolus. Gene Ontology annotation, biological process: positive regulation of transcription by RNA polymerase I.